CGCGCCAUAUUAUGCCAUUCUUAUUAGACUGGGAUUGAAGCAAGAAUCACAAGAGAGCCCUACCGUCUUACACCAUCUCUCACCAUCAUUCCACCAUCGGCCGUGCUCCUCUGAUUCAUCAGCGUCCUUGACUGUUACUUGAGUCGUCACCUCGCUCCUUGCCCUUCGGUUUGGACUACGAUCCGUUGAUUCGACAGUCAACAUUACUAUCACCGCCGACAAUCAUCGCUAUUUCAUCAAUAUGGACUGCUUCCAAGACUUCUGCCUCGCUUGCGAUAAAGAGUCGCAUGGGCCAUAUUGCUCCCAAGCAUGUCGUCUCGCCGACCUUGAGAGAGGAAACACAUCAGUACCGCAGACGCCGUUGUCACCGUCUUCGCAAUCACAAUCGCGGCUAUCCUGGUCAUCAACGGCGUCGGCCUACGUCCUGCCGCCAGCUGUUGAUUUCACGGACAAGAACAUCGCUAGCUCGCCAUAUACCGAGCAGCAGCAGUAUCAGACAUCUUACUUCAUGAGAACAUCGGCACAACAACCAUCGACGGCAUCAUCUCAACGAUCCCUAACGCCAUGCUCGUCACGGACAUCGCUGUCGUCGACGACGAGCCAAAGCAGCACUAAUGGCGUUUCCGAGCAGGCCCGCCUACAGCUGGAGAGUUACUUCAGCUCCUUCACUCAGGCUCGCGCUGCCAAGCGUCGACCAAGUCUGAGGUAGCCCUUCGAUCAGGAUCAUCGAAGUUUGUCAGCUUCGAUGCCUUCUCAUGCGCCUGAU
Baudoinia panamericana UAMH 10762 is the source of this 766-nucleotide messenger RNA. RefSeq lists its product as uncharacterized. The coding region runs from base 242 to 709 and encodes 155 amino acids. The record is from RefSeq and is a predicted model, not a curated record. The transcript has a single exon. NCBI's taxonomy places the organism in Eukaryota, Fungi, Ascomycota, Dothideomycetes, Mycosphaerellales, Teratosphaeriaceae.